AUGGCGGGCCCCUGCACGGCCUGUGGUGAGUCGCCUGCUGGUCAGCAGGAGCACACCGAUGCCGACAGCUGCGUUGACACAGCAGCAGGGCCAACUUCCCAUGCGAAACAGAGCAGCAGCAGCAGACGCAGCAACAGGAGAAACGGCCACGACGGGAAUGGUAGCAAGCUCCGCGAGAUGAAGGAGCUGCAUGCUUCAUUGAAAGCCGAGCACUGGGCCAGCAGGCGCAGUACCUACCGCAGCAGCAGCGGAAGCAGUAGCAACAGCAGCGGCAGAUUCCACGUCAAAGGCAGGGCCGACGGCAACGCGAACAUUAGGGAGGAUUCAAGGCGACGCAGCCGCUACCGUGAGCAGCAGCAACCGCAUCAGCUGCUGCUACCGCACCAGCAAGUGCAACCUAAGGAGGAGCCGCAGCAAUCAAAAGAACACCAACAGCUUCAGUGCACGAAGCUGCAUCUGGGCAGCAGCAGUAAGAGCAGCUCCUCUGGCGCUGCAAGGCCUGCUUCUGGCAGCAGCAAACGCCCGAGCACUUUGCUGCGCCGCCUGAGGGCUUUGGAGGAGAAGCUGUUGCUGCACCGCGACCCUCCUGAGAACAGCGGCAGCAACAGCGGCAACAGCAGCGCCGGAAGAGGUAGCACUGCUGCAGGCCCGAAUCUAGUUAGUGCGCUGCAGCAGCAGCAGCAACAGUGGCGAGAGUCGACAGAACCAGCGUCUGUAGAAGCAGCUGCUGCUGCCGAUAGAACCAGCCCCUCGUGGCUUCAGGAAAAGUUGCUUGGAGCCGCCGCAGGUGGAACCAGCAGCAGCAGCAGCAGCAGCCACAGCAGCAAUUGCAGCGGCAGAUGCAGCAACAAAGGCGGAGACAGCUGCUGCAGCUUGACUUUGAGUGACAUAGCUCGCGGUGUAAGCCCUGCAGCAGCAGCAGCAGCAGCCACGGCAAACGACGAAACGCAGCGGAAGGCCAACACAGAACACAGCAGGCUUUUGCAGCAGCAGGAGGAGCAACAGCGGCAGCAGCAGCAGCACCAGCGCUUGCAAGAGCAAGAUUUGCUGCUGCUGCCUAGCAAGGUAUACAGGUCGGAGAAGAGACGCAGCAGCCGUAAAAGCCUCCGAUGGAAGCAGCAGCUACAGCUAGAGAAGCAAGAGCAUGACACGCAUGACAUCCUGAGCAGCAGAGCUUCAAGUAGCCUCAGUUUGCAGCAGCAGCAGCUCAUACUGCUGCAGCAGCAGCACCACGAGCUUUCUCUGCUACUAAAGCAGCAACAGAAGCAGCUGCCGCUGCAGCAGCACUCUCGGUACGACCGGUACACGACUCCAGCAACAAAAAAAGAAAAAGUAGCAGCAGCGGCAGCGGCAGAAACGGCUGCUCCUGGUGCUGCUGUCCGCGGCAGCCAGUUGUCUUCUCUUCAAGAAGAGCUGCGGUGUCUGAGGGAUCGACUGUUGAAGCCGCUUCACGACGCCCGUGCGACAGCUGCUGCAGCCCCCCAACAACAGCAGCACAUGGAAUGGCAGCAGCAGCAGCAGCAGCACUAUCCGGAGCAGCAACAGCGACAGCAGCAUUUGCAGCAACAGCAGCAGCAACAGCAGCAGCAGCGAAAGCGAACUGAAUGUGACGUGCAGCUGAGCGACCCACUUGCAAGGCCCCUUGGGGACUUCUUGGGGUCUCAGAUGCCCAUCUCUAUCUUAAACAGAAGCAGCAGCGGCAGCAGUUGCAGCAGCAGCAGUGUUGCUGGGCUUGGGCCGCUGAGCCUCUGCCAGACUGGCGACAGUGGGCUGCAGCCACCAAGGCCACAGCAGCAAAAGUUUCAGCUGAAGCAGCCGAAGCUGCUGCCGCGGGAGCUGCAGAGCUCAGCGGGGAAGGCGGCGACUGAUGUGGCUGAAGUUACUGAUGCGGAAGCAGCAGCAGCAACAGCAACAGCUAGAACGGAAAGUGAGACCGUUUCAGGCCCACUUUCCCAUUCGCAGCAGCAGCUGCAGAUCUCUCAUGAGAAACAGCAGCAGCAACAUCAGACCCAGCAGCAAAAGCGCAGCCAGCAACAGCAGCAGCAGCUGGAGGAGGGCAAGCAGCACCUGCAAGGCGACAGUGCAGAUGUGACUUCUGCUGCUCUGCCCGUCACGCGAUCUUCAGCGCCCUGGGGUGCUCAGGAGAGACGCGACACUGCUGCUGCUGCUGCUGCUACUGCUGCUGUUGUCGUGGUGCCUUCCCACGUAGCAGAGCGCCAGCUGCGCAGCGCUGAUUCCGAUUACCGUGCUUCCCUGUCUGCAGCGGAUGCUGCAACAGCAGACACCGCAGGAGGCGAAUGCACAGGCAGCAAUGCAACAGAGGUAGCAGCAGAUGAAGCAGAGCCUACUGCAGCAGCAGCAGCACCUGCCUCAAGGGCGCAUCCUGCGGUUGUGUAUUCCAAGCCGUUUUCGCAGCAGAAAAUGCACCGAAGACCCGUUGCUGCAGCUGCAGCUGCUGCCAGUGCUGCUGCUGAAGAAGCUUGGUGCGAGCCGCCUAGUGCAGCAGCUCAUGUAGUGCCACGGGAGCUGCGGCAGCCGAGUUCCCCCGCUGGCAGCACGCGGCGCCACCCAGUGUCCACGGCAGCGGCAGCAGCAGCUAACGACGCUUCACUUCCUACUUUGCUGCUGGUGCGGCGGCCAACUGCUCCUGCUGCUGCUGCACGGGGAAUUCAUCAGACUGCGUCCUUGCGCUCAUUCCAAGAAACAACGCUGCAACAGGAGCAACAGAAGCAACAACAUCAGAUCCAGGCGCAACAGGAGCUGGAUGGAACUGCCGCUGCUGCUUGGAAGGAUGACUUUGAAUGCCGCGAAAAGCAGCAGCAACAGCAGCAAUCGCCGCAGCAGCAACAGAACCGGGAGCAGGCCACGCAGCAGUGCACUCUUCAGAAGGCCAAGCUGCAGCCAAGUGGAGAGUUGGCGCUCGGUAAGGCAUUGGAGGAGGCAGAGUCUCAAAAUCACCACCGGCGGCAACUGCAGGAGCAGCAGCAAGAACAACGGGAGCAACUGCAGUCAUCGCUAACCACCGAACGCCCUGCUGCUCAUAUUGUGAGCGACCGGCCCAGGGAGAGCAGCAGCAAGGAAAGCAGCGGCACCUUCACUGUGUUCUCACCACAACGGAAGUCAUUGGCUGCUCCAGUUCCGGCAGCAGAAGGAGCAGCAACAGCAACAGCAACAACGGCAGAAACAGCAGCAGCAGUGACAGGCGUGCCAGAACAUGAAGCGUCCGUGGCAGAGUUAGCAGCAGUCCCCUCAGCAGCAAUGGCAGCAGCACCACCAGCAGCAAACUUGACCGCUGUUUCAACAGUCGAAGCCGUGUCAGAGCCAAAGGCCACUGCAGCAGCAACAGCAACAACUGCUCCAAAAGCAGAAACAACAGCAAGAGCAGGAGCUUCAGCUGAAACGAUGGGAACGCCACCAUCUGCGGCGGUGCGGCGUAGCCGUUCAUGGGGUUGCGAAUGCAGCAGCAGCAGCAGCUUCAGCAGCAGCUUCACCAGCAGCAGCAAACAGGAGCUGCAGCUGCUUACAGACCUUGUAGGGCUUACUGAUGCCGCUGAUGUGCUUCUCGCAGCUAUAGGGGGUGAAGACGAGAAGCUGCUACCACUGCUACAAAUGUCCAGGGGGCCCCUGGGGCCCCCGUGGACCACCAAGCCGAUUGCUAGCCCUCGGGCUCCUCCUGAAGCGCAUUUAAGCUAUCAGCAGCAGCAUAAGCAGUUGCAGAAGCAAAAGCCGCCGCAGCAGCAGCAGCGAAGAGGGCAGCAAGAAGUGGAGGAGCGGCAUGGCGACCAGCGGAGGCCACGACGGGAGCAGCAGCAGGCAGCAGCAGUGCAUGACGACGUCAAGCAGCAGCUAUAUAGGCAGCUGGAAGAGUUGCAGCAGACAGCGCUGCUGCGGGCGGGAGCCUCAGGCGCACCUGUGGUCCCACCCGGCGUUGUCUCCGCAGGUGAAGGACUUCUUGUUAGGUCUUCUUCCUUCAGCAGAAGCAGCAGCAGCACCAUUAGCGACGGAGCUGCUGCGGCAAGUACUGCUGCUGCGCCUCCCCACGCUGAGUUUUGUGAUACACCUGUCGUGGGGCCUUGCUGCAGCUUGGUGCCGACUCCGCAGCUUUCACCGACAAGCAUGCAGCAGCAGCAGCAGCAACACCCGCUGCAGCACCAGCAGCCACCUGCUUUGUUGCCCUGGCAGCUGCAGCAAAGUCACCUUCAGGUGGCAAUGCAGCAGCGCUCAAGAGAGUGGGUGCAGCAGCAACAACAGCAGCAACAGCAGCAACAGCAGCAACAGGAGAUGCUCCGCAACCCCUGGCCCAUGCCUGCUCUCCCCAGCAACUCGCCCUGUAUUUCCCCAUUUUCAAUUUCAAUUCAGCAGAAGCCGAAGCAGCUGAGUGCGCAGGAAGCAAAGCUGCUGCCCGCUUCAGAACCUGCUGCUGCAGGAGCAGCAAACAAAGACUGCACUGCAGGGACCCCCAGCUUGGCCUUCGAGAGUGGCUUCACAGAUAUUGGGGUAUUGACAACAGCAACAGCCACACCUGACGCGGCGUCUGCUGCUGCUGCUUUCGACUGCGGCCCCGCUGUAGCUGAUGACGCAGCAGGAGGCACAGCAGCAGCAUCUCGCGCCUGCAGGCUGCUUUCCGAGGGAGAAGUGAUGCCAGGCGAGCAUAGCGGCCUCUCAGGUGUACGUACACCUGAAGAAGGCUCUGCAAUAGCAGCACCAGCAACAACCCCACAUUCACUUGUAGAAACAGAAGAAGAGCAACUCGGUGGUGCAGCAGCCCACAGUGUAACGGCGCCUGCAAACGUCUCGCCUGUGCUGGCAGCUGCAGCAGACGAGCCUGCUCGAGGCGCAGCAGCAGCUGCUGCUGCAGUUGCUGCUGCCGCUUCAAAAGCACAAAGGCAGCAGGCCCUUGAUAAAUUCAGAACCCUACAGCAGCAGUCUCCCGCAACAUUGCUGUCACCGAGAGACAAGAGAGAGGUUCAAGAAGCCUUGCAGCGGCUAUGCCUCAUCGCUUCGCAAAAGCAGCAGGAGCAGCAACAGCAGCAGCAGCAGCAGCAACAGCAACGCCAACAGUUACAGCAGCAGCAGCAGCUGCUGCAGCAACACCAACGACAUCAGUUGCAGCAGCAGCAGCAAGAGCAGGUGCAACAGGAGCAGCAGCAGGAGCUUCAAGGGCAGGAGCAACAGCAGCUGCAGCAGCAGCAGCAACAGCAAGUACAGCAGCAGCGGACACAUGGCCGCCGGCGUUUCUCUGCAAUCCACCUGAGCAAGAGCCCUAGAAGAUCGUUAGCAGAGAACACCACGGGUCCUGCACCGGCUGCUGCAGCCGCGUCCGCAGCCGCAGUAGUGAAGGCGACAGCAGCAGCAGCGGCUGUGGGAACAGAAGCAACGGCAGAGAAGACACAGGAAGCAAUUGCUAGCCAUAUUUAUGCUGGGCCGGAAGCAGCGACACCAGCAGCACCGCUGCCCCCGUCUUCAGUUCUAGAUGAGCAGCAGACCUUCAGGGCCCAACUGCAGCGCCAGCAGCAAACAAGAGGCCGUGCUGCUCAGCUAGGCCUUCGUCUUCUUGCUGCUGUUCGCGGAGGACGCAGCCGCAGCAGCCACCGUAAGCAGAAGGAGCGGCAGCAGCAGGUGGAGCAGCAGCAGCAACAUAUGGCCCAGCAGCAAGAUACCCAGGCCAUUGACAGCAGAAGACUCCCCUUAGCCGCAGACACAGCUACAUGCUUCGCGUUUGGGCAGCAGGAGCAACAGCAUGAGCAGGAGCAGCAGCAUCUGGACCAACUGUGGCACCAGCUGCUACAGCAGCAGCAGCAGCCGCAGCACCUGCUGCCGCUCCAAAGUUGGGGUGUCCCUGUGCAGCAUUCGGAACCUUUUCCGUCUUGCGUAGCCGCGGAAGCGCCUUAUGCAGUUCAAUCUCUUGCUGCUGCUGCAGCAUCUGGUGCAGCAGCUGCUGGAACUGCGUCCGCUGAUGGGAACGCAAACGUCGGCCGAUAUUUCUCACUUGCGGAAGCGUCAAAGGGAGUGACUGCUGUGGAGCCACAGCGCAGCAGCAGCAGCAGAAGCAUAGGUGCAGCAGGUAUAGUCGGUUCAGGCGCCGCGGGCAGUUUGCCUCCAGUACAGCGGAGUAACAGCAGCAACAGCAGCAGCAAGUUCUCCUUAAGCCGGAUAUUUAGGAGGAGGCACUCCGCUGCUGUGGGGUCGAACUGGGGUUCUUUAGGGGAGGAGACGCAAGCAGCAACCUCAGCCGCAGGUGCAGCAGCAGCAACGGGAGAUCCUUGUCUCUUGUCUCAAAGUAGUGCUUGGCUAGUAACUUCUCCGCUGGAGCAGGUUCAGCUUCAGCUUCCUUGUGGUUUCGCUGCAGCAGCCGCAGCUGAAGAGGUCACUGCUGCGUACCCGCAGCACGAGCCUUGCAGGAAGUUUGCUCAGUUGUCGCAGCAGCAGCAGCAGCAACAAGAACGCCCGCUGCCUGAGCCCCCCUUGCCGCUGCAGCAAGAGCCCGAGCAGUUGCAGCAGAAGAAUCAACGGCAGCAGCGGGAGGCAGCUACUCCUGCGAAGCCCCGACGAUUCAGUUCGCCCUUUUUGUGGGGUCGGCGGCGCACAGCUGCUCAGUGCAGCACGUAA
This is a messenger RNA of Eimeria necatrix, 6609 nucleotides long. RefSeq lists its product as hypothetical. Bases 1 to 6609 code for a protein of 2202 amino acids. The record is from RefSeq and is a predicted model, not a curated record. The transcript has a single exon. NCBI's taxonomy places the organism in Eukaryota, Apicomplexa, Conoidasida, Eucoccidiorida, Eimeriidae.